Triplophysa rosa is the source of this 2574-nucleotide messenger RNA. It is a transcript of the gene meioc, whose product is annotated as minamoto. The record is from RefSeq and is a predicted model, not a curated record. The transcript is spliced from 8 exons. Lineage: Eukaryota; Metazoa; Chordata; Actinopteri; Cypriniformes; Nemacheilidae. Gene Ontology annotation, cellular component: nucleus; cytoplasm. Bases 1 to 2574 code for a protein of 857 amino acids. Gene Ontology annotation, biological process: meiotic cell cycle; male meiosis I; female meiosis I.
AUGGAGGUUAAUUAUGCAAGGAAACGUCAAGUCAAUGGGGGUAACGUUACAAGUGGAGGAAGAAAUAACUUUGUUCAAUUUCAAAAUUCAGGGCCAGACUCAUACUUUCCCCAAUACAAGUUACAGAAAAGUUUUAAAGAUGGCAGAGGCCUGUCUCCACCUUUCAACUCAUUGUCAGACUCUCUGCUGAAAGACUAUUCACCACUACCUGAUACAGUUUGGCCAGCUCUGGAAGACAACUGUAAAUCAAUGGAUUGUCCUCGAAGCACGCUUAAUAACAGUAACUGUGGAAGUGAAGCUGAUCUUUAUGGAUUGGUGUCAAACAUCUUGGAUGAACCAGAUUCGAUGGACCCAUACUCAUACUUUUCCGAGAACAGGGCAUCUAGUCUGAAAGGCGUGUGGUCUCCUAAAUUAUUGAGAGAGGACAGUUUGCAGUACUUCAAUAAUGAUGAGGUGCAGAUGACAUCCAGCUCUGGCUUCCCGUCAAACCAGAUUUAUCCUAAACCAAUCGGCAGAGAACCUCAUGAGUGGGCAGAACCUCAGAAUAUCAAUGGUUUUUAUUCUUCCACACCCUACCAUUUCUCCUCCUGUAAUGGUGAGGCUGAUGCCUAUUUUUCCCCAUCUCAAAAUCUUCCUCAUCCCCCAGGCCUAACCGCACCCUCAGCAUUAAGCUCUUACAUUACGAAACCUGAGUAUAUAACACCUGAGAAGGAUGAAGGAUACUACAGCAGCACUAACUGCCUGUCUGACUACAUAAGUGCAGUCAACAACUCCUGCCACCCUCCAGACAGAAUGGAUGGCUCCUUUUUCAGGUCCCCCCAUGCCUUUUCAGCUGUGAGCAAAGAAAAACUGAGAAAAGAUGAAUCCUUCUCUGUGCAGGAUAUCGGUAAACAGGCCUUUCUUUUAACAGAGCAGGAUGGUGACUUCAGAGAUUCAGGCCAGAACGGGCUUCUGGUCCAGAGGAAUCAUGAGGAAAUCAUAGCAGAACAGACAAGUCGUCCAUACCAAAGCAUAUCAGACUAUAUUACUCAGAUGCCAGAUUUUAAGAGAGAGAUAACCCGCAGCCACGUGGACCAAAUGAGAGCUGAUGUAGGAGGCAAAAAGAUGUUUUCACAGAGUUAUUUUCCUACAAAUGAAUUUUUGGGGUUCGGACAACAGCCACCUAAAGUUUUUUUGCCGACCCUGAACCCAAACAAAGAAGCCAACCAGAUAGGAAGUGGUACAGCACAAACUAGUGUAAAUCAGUUCCAGCAUGCUCUGUCAAAUCACUAUCAAAGCCAAACCAGGAUCCCAAGUAAAACCAGCAAUAACCUUGAAUCACAGGGGUUAGCAAAGCUGAUGUCUCUGUCUGGGGUUGUUCCAUUACUUCCUUCUCAGCAGCUGUUCCAGUCCACAGCAAGAGUCCCAAAUAAUUUCAGUCAUGGGAGUGGAGAGAAUCUACAGUGCACGAUAAACCAAGGCGGUCUGGACGGUUUAAGAAAUGGAGUAGGAAAUAUGGACAUUUCAGACUAUGAUCUCCUAGAGAAAAAGUCGUCGGCAGGCUCCAUGGUUGAUGGCCGUUUUACACAGCAAUUUGGAAUGAAGUCCAAACUUCCGGCUGGUUUUCGUAAAGAAGCUGACAAGAAACCAGGACUCCAGAAUCCAUUUCAGGGGGUGGGCAAUGUGUACACAGGACAGGUUGGACAUAUUAGAGCUGGUUCAAACGCAGCCAAACCCACACCAUCACAACUUUUCCCUUUCCUGUAUCAGAUGGGUGAUCCUAGAAAAAAUGCCUUCUACCCGAUGCACUCGCAACCUCCUCUGCCCUACGGCCCUGUGCCCCACGCUGACAUGAAUGAACAUCUUGCAGAUGGAGAGAUUUCACCCCUCAGACCCUACAUGCAAGAAGUUAGUGUGCCGAGCCAAGUGUCGGGGGAUGGGUCUUUUCCUGGGUUUCUGUUUGCUAUGAGUUUACCUAAACUUGGCAAAGAACUCGGAAGCCCCAACAGUCAGCUACACUAUUAUCUGGAGGAAUGUUAUGAGCAGUGGAGGAUGCUGGAAAAAGAAAGAAAGAAAGCAGAAGCUGUUCUUAUUAAGAGUUAUCCGGGAAAACGUGUAUCUGUCGUGACCAGUAGUGCGUUACCCAAAAUGCCUCCAAAUCCCACAAGAGUGGACAGACUCAUUGUAGACCAGCUGCGAGAACAUGCAAAGGUGGCUGCUUUGCUAGGGAAGAUGGAACAGUUGCGUAGUUUUCCACUUCAUGCCAAUAUCAGCUCAGCACUGGACAGGCAUCUUGAGUUCAUCUACACCACGCAGGCACGCCGCAAAGAUGAAUUCAUCAAUGCUAGCAGCAGACAGAGGCAGCCAGCGGCCUUCUUUAAAGAAGAAAGGGAGAUACUUCUGUUGGCAUCUGCAGUGAAGGACCUGUGCGGCAGCACCAGAAAGGCCCGCACUGCUCUCUGGUGUGCUUUGCAAAUGACUUUGCCCAAGAUGAGCCGUUACCAAGAAGAGAAACAAGAGAAAGGUUCCCGCUCCCCUGUUGGGCAAGACAGUCCUGAACAGAGCAGCUUGGAGAGAGCACAAAUUUCCCUGUGA